CAGGGGCUACUGAAACCGAAAGUGCGAUGCUGUGGCCGCCGCCGGGGUGAUUUUCACCUUCGCCUGCGCGAGCCCUCGGUGACCCAGGUUGGGAAGCCAGACAAGAGUAAAAUAUGAACGGAAGAGUGGAUUGCUUGGUUACUGAGGAGGAGAUCAAUCUCACUAGAGGACCCUCAGGGCUGGGCUUCAACAUCGUCGGUGGCACAGAUCAGCAGUAUGUCUCCAAUGACAGUGGCAUCUUCGUCAGCCGCAUCAAAGAGAACGGGGCUGCAGCCCUGGAUGGGCGGCUCCAGGAGGGUGAUAAGAUCCUCUCGGUAAACGGCCAAGACCUAAAGAACCUGCUGCACCAGGAUGCUGUAGACCUCUUUCGUAAUGCAGGCUAUGCUGUGUCCCUGAGAGUGCAGCACAGGUUACAGGUGCAGAAUGGGCCUCUAGGACAUCACGGUGAAGGGGAGCCAAGUGGUAUUCCCAUAACUGUGGUGCUGGUGCCCGUGUUUGCCCUCAUCAUGGUAGCAGCCUGGGCCUUCAUGAGAUACCGGCAACGACUUUGAAAGGCUUGCUUUCUUCCAGUGCUCCCGGAGAAGAAGAUACAUUUCUCUCUUUCUCUCACCCUCCUCCCCUGCCAUUCUCCCAUAACUUUCCCUCUCUCUACAUAGCCAACACACAAUUUAAAGAGACUGCUACCCAACCAGAACCUUGCUGCUCAAAAUCUCUAAAUCCUCAUACUCUGGUGGGAGAGUAAAGGCACUGUUUGAAGGAAUGCUGAAAGAAGGACUUGCUUAGAACAAAUGAAGAGUUAUAUAUUUUACUAGGACCACCAAUAGAAGUUCAGCUGCAACCCAGAGAGGGAGAGGUCCAGUCUUCCCAUCACCAUGCGUGAUUCCUUUUUUCUUACCUGGCAUGUGUCAAAGAUCAGCUGUAAUAAGAGGAAGAAAGGAUUUUUCUCUUUAAUGAUCUUCAUUGGGAAGUUUUUGUGUCCUUUAUUUAAUUUCUAACUACCUACUUGGGCACCUACUUUGUAUCAAACAGAGGUGAAUGAAGAGAGAAUUUCUACUUUUUUAAGAAAGCAAAAAAAAUACACACACACACACAUACAUACACAUAUUCAUAUAUGAUAGUAUAAUAGUGAUGCCUUAUGGAGAAUUAAAGAGAAAUAACUCUGGUUUCUGGGUUUCUGAUGUAAGAAUUAAGGGAUAAUCUUAAUUGAAGAAUUCGAUACAUAGCAGGAGUGAGAGAGUGAGCCUUAAGAGAGGAUGCAGCUAAUUAAAAAUCUUAGAACAAUAUUUCUUCUCAUAAUAGCUGCGGUGAAGUUGAGGUAAAAUGACAUAAUCCAGCUUUGUGCAAGUCAGUCUGUUUAAAAAACUCGGGAGAUGUAAAUAUAAACCUUACUAAUCUCUGGGCUACCCUAGUGACUGUUUUGGUACCUUACAGACCUGAUAAAGGAUCAGCUGGAAUGACUGUGGUCAGAGCUAUAACUAUGACGAUGGGGCCAAACCAACCCAGUGAAAAAACUCAGGCUAUCUACCAGUCUUGUUCCGACUAACAGGCAAAAUCUGAGAAAGGGACUGCUGCCAGCAGGAUGGGCAUGAAAUCAGCUCUGCUUCAAUUCAGUUAAGUUGAAAGGAUUUGGAUUGCUACUGUUUUUUGAAAGGUUCUGAACGCUGGUUAUGGCUUUUAAUGAAUAAAUCAUUUUGCGGGGAAGGCUUAGAAAAGAGUUUUGUUUGUUUUAGCGGCUAGGGAAGUUUGGUGGAUGUUUCAAGGAGAAGCCUUACGGAUGAAUGGAUGUUAGGGAAUACCAAGGAGAUAAAUGAGGUGGGAACCCUCCUGUUCGUGUGGUAUUGAAGGUUGGUUUUAAAGCACUAAGGAGAGCUGAACCAAGGCUAAUUUUCUGGCUUAAAGAAAAUCAUUUCCAUCCUCUAAAUAUACUGGCCAGGCUAUAGGCUUUAUAUAAUCUUGACAGCAAGAGUAUGAAGACUUUCCCUCAGGCAGUCAGUUGUGUCCAAUUUUUAGCAUGGACCAUCUGCUAAGAAUUUUAUAAAUGUUGAUUGGACAUCAGCUUUGUUAUGACUUUUACAAAGAAGCAAAAUACUUAGCCUCCAUUCCUAAAAGGUUUUUUUUUUUUUGGUUCCAGUUGGGAAUAGAACACCUUUACACAUAAAAUAAUAAACAAUUACCUCCAUAGGCAAGGCAAUGUAAGUUAGUGUCAAAUUUAUAUUGCAAACCAAAGGGAACGGUUACUGAGAAUAGAGGCACUUGAGAAAGUUGCAUGGAGGAAGGGAACAAGUUAAGGACCCUUGAGGAGCUCACAGUCAAGAGAAUUCAUAAAUAGAUGAGAAGUUAAAAGUAUAUCAUCAGGUUAAGUAAUAGUUGAGAACAAUAAUAAAAAAAAUGGUACUUUUCAGAGUAUGAUGCAGCUACAAAGACGUGCAGACACAUUUUCUUUUUUUUUUUUUAGGAAUUCAGAAAAAGAAAGCUGUCACGUAAUGGCAUCAGGCCAGAGUGGAAAGGGAAGGCUUUUAAAAAUAAAAACCCCAGUUAAGACCUUGCCUCUGGGUCACCUAUUGGUAUAAGAAGAAACUUGCUGUAAACAAUCCUAAGAGGAUUUCUGCCUUCAGACCUGAACUGUUCAGUACCUCUGAGACUCACUUAGACAACUGCAUUCAGUAUUCCAGUUCUCACCUCAACCAGCCCCUCUGUGGAGGCACAACCUCAGGUGCCCUCCCUGUAUCUGGAGGAAUGUGCAGCAGCUUCUGCAGUGGGCCUGCUUUCCUCCCAGGAUUCCUUUCGGGGUUUGGACAUUAACUCCUGAGAGGACCUUGAGACAUACAAAAGGAAGCAAAUGGCAAGCAGGAAGGAAAGCUAUUUUGUUUUUUGUUUGUUGGUAUAUGUAAAUAAAAACACCUAUCCCAUCAUUGGUAGAGGUUUUGCUUUGGUUGAUAAUAGGGAUUCCAAUGCACUUUAAUAAUUCAGGUUUUCUCUGGAAUUAAAUAGCAUUUAAAGAUCAAUAUAGUAAAGGUUUAGGCAAGUAUGCUACUUCAAUUAUAUUCUUAUUUCUGAUUCUCUAGAAAAUUAAAUUAUUAUCAUAGAUGAAGUAUUGGAGUCCAUUGUAGGUCAUUAAAAAAUGCAUCCUAUUUAUAGAUUGACUAACAUUUCUAUCACUUUAUCGAUGGUAGGUAAUAUUCUUCCCACCUAAAUUACUAUGUUCAAAGUUUUAAAAAUUGAAUGAAAAUCUUUUUUAAGACAUUUACUUAAAACACUUUGCUACAUUUAUCAUCCUAUAUUAUACAUACAAUUCUAAUAAGACAUUGUUUGCUUCAGUCGUCUCUCUUUUCCUGCCAAGUUUUAACCAAUGCUAUUGAUUUAACUUAAUCACACCAUCUAGAAUGUAUAAUAGAAAAAGGAAAUUAAUACCUGUUACUACAUUCUGUGCCAGGUACUAAACUAAACCCUGAUUGGUAUCACUGUUUCUUCAUGCCUCACAACUCUGAAGUCUAAGUAUUGUUAAAAAGACACUAAAGAAAAGAGAAUAAAUUGUUCUACUAAGAUUACAUAGGUGGUAAUAGUAGAAUCAGGAUUUAAACUCAGGACUUCAGGUGCCACCACCAAUAUUUCCUUACUGGCAGUGGUUCUCAAAGUGAGGUCUCUGGACAAAAACAUCAGCACUACCUGGGAACUUGUUAGGAAAGCAAAUUCUUGGGCUCUACCCUAGACCUACUGAAUCAGAAAUUGAGUAGGGCACCCAGCAAUCUGUUUUAAUACUCCCUCCAGGUGACUGAUGCACAUUAAAGUUUGAGAAUCACUGCUCUAUGCCAAUAGUCACCUUUUUCUCAGGUUAGAAUCACCCAGAGAGCUGAUAAAAAUUCUGAUGCCCAGGCUGCACCUAGAUCAGUUAAGCAGAAUCUCUAGGGGUGGGAAUAGGGCAGCAGUAGAACAGAGUUCAUGUAAUUCCAGUGUGCAGUGUCAGGAAAAACAAAAACAAAAACGCUCUGGCAUUUAAACCUAGACACUAUUUAAAUUAUUGAAUUACAUACGGGCAUUGCUCCAGCCAAAAAUGAGAAUUGCACUUGGGCCUUUUUGGAGCCCAGCUCUCAUUAGCUUUUGCCUCAAGUAUAGAUGUGGAAUAAGAAGUGGAGCAGUAUUUGGCUUCUGAUUUGCUAAGGACUGACCAAACUCCAGCAAAAUGUAUUAGCGUGUCAGUGUGUGCCUCUAUUAAAUUAAAACCAAAUCAUAGAACAUUGGAGCUAAAAGAUUCUAGGAUGAAUCUGUCUUAAGGAUGAGAAAAUCAAGGUUCAGAGAUGUGAACUAACUUAACCCAGAUCAAAGACUUAGUCUGUGGCAGAGGUGCCCUUUCUGUCUCAUAUAUAUGUCUUGAAUGUAUCCACUAUAUGAACAUAGACAAAGCUAUCCUUUUUAUCUCAGUCCACUUCCAUCUUCUUUCUUUGGGCCUUGAAUAAAGAUCAGAAGAACUGACAGCUGAAGGGUAUUGCAAGCAUCAUGCAGAAUUGGGAGAUUACACAGAGUAAUCUGAGAAAGACCUUGUAUCAAAUUCAAUCAGAUGAGUUCUUCUGAGACUAAUUCCAAUAGUUCAAAACUAGAAAAGUAUUUUUUUUACAUUGGACAUUGUUUUUGUUGUGUAGAUAAGCAAUUUUUAAAAUAUUUUUUAAAAUGAAACAUAAGGUUCUCAACUAUGUGGGGGAGUAGAGUUCAUGUAAUUUCAUGUGAAGACAAUAAACAUUUUAUUAUAACUAUUUUAGUUGAAAUUUAUCUUUGGACAGAUGAGAGUUUUUUUCCUCAUUCAACAAAUGAGUGCCUACUAUGUGCUAGGUGCUGAUAAUAUAAAUUAAAUAUGGUCACUCUAAGCUGAAAUAGCUCAUUAUCUGAAAGUGGGGGAGUAUUUGUUGGUGAUCUUGAUGUUAAAGUAUUUUUCUGAUAUCACCUAGAAAUAGUAGAUUGAGUUGUGAAGCUCUUUACCUCUCAUUUAUAAUAGGUUUACAGUUGGUUGGUAUCCUGGGGUAAGCCCCUUUUGCUGUUUCUGUUUUUAUCUGCAAAUCUUUUUGAGACAAGCACUCACAUCCAAAAGGGCAAUUGCUACCAAAAGGAAGACAGUAUUUUAAGGAAUUCUGUUCUGAUCAGAACCAAGUCCUUAACAGCCAUAGUCUCUUGCCUGAUGUUGAUAUUUAUAGAGAGACUCCAAAGCACUUGAUCUGCUUACCUGAUAUACUUGACGAUACUGUAAUAACCUAUAUGAUAAGAAAGCAUUGUUGUGUCUAAAGAAUCAAAUUAUAGCAACCACUAGGUCUUGUUUCUAAAUGUUUUCCUUACUGUUCAUAUUCUCUUUCUUUUUGCAGGGGAAAGGGGGAAAGGGAGAGAGCUGAAAUGUGGUUUCAAAUGCAAGUCAAUCAUAAACAGAGUCAUUUACAAAAGAACUUUGUAUUUACUGUAAUCAUUAAAUUGCUUGACCAGUCACAGGAAAAUGGGUGAUCCUUCCUACUUUGCAGAUUUGCGAAUGGAAUCACAAAAUUGAAUCCCAUUUUAAUUCUGUAUCGGCAAUGCUGAUUUGAAUGAGUUUCUUAUUACUGUUUUUGACGUUGAACGUUGUUUUUAUUGUGUGAAAUACAUGCGCAUUUUACCCCCAAGACAUGUUAGUCUUUAUAAGAUUAUUUUCCUUAUGAACCUUAUUUUAUUUUGCUUCCUUUCUACUUUGAUCCUAACGUCAUAUUGCAUGCCUGGAUCUAAAGAGCAGUCAGUUUCUCAGAUCAAAUAGAUGCCCUAUAGCAACUUGGAAGACAUAUGGAGAUAAAACCAUAUUUUCUAAGGAAUACCAUUAUAAAUUAAAUAUGUUAAUGAUGCCAUCAAAACAGAUAAUAAUCUCUCUUAAGCUUUUCUAUUUGAUACCAGAUACAGUACAUGAAAUAAUAGUGUAUCUAACUGUGCCUAACUUAGUAUUGACAUUCAACAAAAACUUGUUGCAUUUGUCAGUAAAUCUUUACAAUCUUUUCCACCUUAUUUUGGGGAUUGUUGAAUAAAUAUCUCCUUAUUUAACCACCAACUUCCUGGGGCAACACUCUGACAGAGCAAUGGAAAGAGAAAAGAAAGAAAUCUAAAUGAUCAGUUUGAGGCUUAGCUUUGACAUAGAAGAUUAGGAGAUAAGGAUAAGGGCUCUAUCAUGUACUGCUGAUAAUAAUUGGCUAACAAUUAUUAAGCUCUCAUCAAUUUAUUUCUAUCUUAAUCUUAUUUUAGCUACUGUGCUAAGCCCUUUACAUGUGUUUAUUUAAGCCUCACAACAACUCUGUAACUGCUGCUGUUAUCCCCAUUUUACAGAUGAGAUAAGCGUCAGACGUAGAUUAAUUUGCCUGAAGUACACAGCUAUUAAGUGCCAGAGCUGGGAUUUAAACUCAGGCGGUUUAGCUCCAGAACCUACAUACAUAACCAUUACACUAUGCUGUCUCUACUCUCCAUGGUUCCAGGCACUACAUUGGGCCAUCCUUUUCCAUAACUUAUAAAUGUCAGUGAAUUCUCACUGCGAGUCAGUAUCAAUAAUUCUAUUUUUAUAGAUAGGGUAACUCAAGGCCUAAAGAAGUUAAUAACUUGCUCAAGAUAACAUUGCUAAUUAGCGCCAGACGUGGGAAUUUCCUUCAAGCCAGUGAGGAGUCUCAUUUCUCUUCCAUCAUUCCAGGAAAUUAAAGUUUAUUAUACUGAAUUUGGUUCAACCAUGCUAGCAUAGCCUUCCAUUAUGGAUAAUAGGGAAUUGACUGCAUUAGGUUAAAUGUUCUACCACAAUAGCAGUAGUAGUACCAUUCGUUUUAUACAAAGUUUGAAAACAAUUACCAACAUUUGCUAUCUGACUUGUCUUCCCUCCAUCCCCCAAAACCUUACAAGAUACAUAGAAUACAGAAAGGGGUUUGUGCCACAGGAUGUGAAAGGACUUGUCAGAACUGAAUAUUGACUUUUGCCCAAGUUACCUUGUAUAUAGCUGACUCUGAUAUGAAAAGUCAUUAUUGCUGCAUCAUAUGACUUAAGCAAACACCAGACCUGGAGUCAAAGUGCUAGUGUCUAACUGUAAUGUGUACAGAAUGGCCAUUUUCUCCCUUGAUGGGCAAAGAAGGUAUGUAAGUUAUCAAUUACAUAACAAACCACUGCAAAACUUAAUGGCUUAAAUUUUUAAAAAUUCUUUUCAAAGAGAUUCUAUGAAUUGACUGUUUCUUCUGCUAUCACCUAGAGUCACAUGGAACAGCAUUCAUCUGAUGGCAGGAGAACGGAAGGUGUCCCACAGAGUGCGUGGAGCUGCAACACAAGGCCAGCUCUCCUACAAGUUUCGCUUCAGUGGCCAAAGACACGUGCUUCACAUGAGAGUCAAGAAGAGCUUGCUGCCCAGGCAUUUUCCUGUUAAUCACCGAUAACGACCAAGGUGCCAUGCAGGAGGACUACCCUUUUAUCCCCCGAGACUGUUACUACUUUAGCUACCUGGAAGGGGUUCCUGGGUCCAUGGGCACACUGGACACCUGCUAUGGGGGUCUGCGUGGCAUGCUGCAGGUGGAUGACUUCACUUAGGAAAUCAAACCACUGGAGGCUUCUUCCAAAUUUGAACAUCUGAUUUUUUUUUUAACAUCUUCAUUGGAGUAUAAUUGCUUUACAAUGGUGUGUUAGUUUCUGCUUUAUAAAAAAGUGAAUCAGUUAUACAUAUA
This is a messenger RNA of Aethalodelphis obliquidens (Pacific white-sided dolphin), 7685 nucleotides long. RefSeq names its product synaptojanin 2 binding protein (gene SYNJ2BP). The coding region runs from base 114 to 551 and encodes 145 amino acids. Gene Ontology annotation, molecular function: protein kinase binding. Gene Ontology annotation, cellular component: basolateral plasma membrane; cell junction. The record is from RefSeq and is a predicted model, not a curated record. The transcript has 5 exons. Gene Ontology annotation, biological process: receptor clustering; cell-cell adhesion; embryo development. Lineage: Eukaryota; Metazoa; Chordata; Mammalia; Artiodactyla; Delphinidae.